GGAAGGGCGAACAGGGCCCCACUUUUCUGAUGGCUUUGGGGCGCCCCUGGUUGGAAGUCAUGCGCGUGAGGCUGUGCUGUCCACCCGAGGCUUUUCUACGUGGUCCCUUUGGGGCAGAGGGUGUCACAGUCCUGGGGCACCUCAGGGCCCGGAGCAGGAACCUGGACCAGCCACAGCCCCACACAGCAAGCCCUGCCUAGAAGGGCUCCGGACUCACAGCCAACCCUGAUGCCACACCCUGCGGGGGUGGGAGGGACCAGAAACUGCCGGCCAUGUUCGCCUCUGCCAGGCACAGAGGAGCCAACGGGGAGGGGCCCAGCCUUGUCGUGGGGGUCACAGCCUUGCUCCUGCUGCCCCACGGGGUGGCGGGCCCCACGUGCAGAGUGGGGCCUUGCCAGGCUGGGCUCACCUGCUGCUGAGACCAGCAUGAGGCGGGUGGCACGGUCAGUGAGGGUUUCGUGGAGCCGAGGAGAGAUUUCCUGUGAGCAUUUCAAAGCCGAAGGCGGCAGAGCUGUCCGAGGGGCUUGCGGAAUGGCUGCUGCCUCCUCCUGUGUGGGGGCCACACCAGGUCAGAGUGGAGAGCCUGGGCCUAGUGGAGAAACUGAGGCUGAGAGAGUGGCAUAGCCAGGUUACGCCUGCCGGGGCCUAAACUCACGACCAGCGCGGACGGGGACUUCGCCGUCACCCACCUGACUAAGGCCCACCUGUUCCACGACGGGCGGGUGCAGUGGACGCCGCCUGCCAUCUACAAGAGCUCCUGCAGCAUCGACGUCACCUCCUUCCCCUUCGACCAGCAGAACUGCACCAUGAAGUUUGGGUCCUGGACCUACGACAAGGCCAAGGUCGACCUGGUGAGCAUGCACAGCCACGUGGACCGGCUGGGCUUCUGGGAGAGCGGCGAGUGGGUCCUCGUGGACGCCGUGGGCACCUACAACACCAGGAAGUACGCGUGCUGCGCUGAGGUGUACCCCGACAUCACCUACGCCUUCAUCAUCCGGCGCCUGCCGCUCUUCUACGCCGUCAACCUCCUCGUCCCCUGCCUGCUGCUCUCCUGCCUCACGGUGCUGGUCUUCUACCUGCCCUCCCAGUGCGGCGAGAAGGUCACGCUGUGCAUCUCUGUGCUGCUGUCGCUCACCGUCUUCCUGCUGCUCAUCACCGAGAUAAUCCCCUCCACCUCCCUGGUCAUCCCGCUCAUCGGCGAGUACCUGCUGUUCACCAUGAUCUUCGUCACGCUUUCCAUCAUCAUCGCCGUCUUCGUGCUCAACGUGCACCACCGCUCCCCGCGCACCCACUCCAUGCCUGCCUGGGUGCGCCGCGUCUUCCUGGACAUCGUGCCGCGGCUGCUCCUCAUGGAGCGGCCGCCCGUGACCAAGGGCAACUGCCGGCGGCUCAUCGAAUCCAUGCACAGGAUGGCCAGUGCCCCUCGCUUCUGGCCGGAGCCUGAGGAGGAGCCCAACUUCAUGAGCAAAGUCCAGAGCCAGGGCCCCUCGCCCACCCCGUCCUGUGCUCCCCUGGAUGCGCCAGGCAAGCCCCAGCCGGCCUGCACGUUGCCCUCAGACCAGGUGCCCACUCUGCAGCCAGCAGAGGCCGAGGAAGCCAGCCCCGGCCCGUCGCCCAGCCCCUGCCGCCCAACCACCAGCACCUGGGACCCGGGCCUUGCCAAAGCCCGGUCUCUGAGCACCCAGCACAUGUCCAGCCCCAACAAAGCACUGGAGGGCGGCAUCCGGUGCCGGUCUCAAAGCAUCCGGUACUGCGUUCCUCAAGACGAGGCCGCCUCACAGGCCAGCGGCCCUGUGGCCAGCUCCCCUCCCUCCUUGCAGGCUCCCUGGACUGAGCUCCCACCUGCAGACCAGGCCUCUCCCUGCAAAUGUAAGUGCAAGGAGCUGUCCACAGGGUCCUCAAACACAGCAUUCCAAGCCCUCACCACCAAAGCACCGCCCCGCCGCCCGCCCCUGCCGCCCGCCCUGCCGCCAGCCCUGACGCGGGCUGCCGAGGGUGUCCAGCACAUUGCAGCCCACCUGAAGGCGGAAGACACCGACUUCUCGGUGAAGGAGGACUGGAAGUACGUGGCCAUGGUCAUUGACCGCCUCUUCCUCUGGGUGUUCGUCAUCGCCUGCCUGCUGGGGACCGCCGGCCUCUUCCUGCCGCCCUGGCUGGCCGGCAUGAUCUAGGGGCCAAAGCACUGUACGGAGCAGAGAAUGUACGGGGCCACGCCACCUGCCCGAUUGUCCCCCACCUUCCGUCUGCUGCCUCCUGGGGAAGCCGGUGUGGCUCCGGCGGCUGGGACCUGCCCAGGAGGCAGCCCGCUGAGAAAGGCUUGUUCUCACUGCAGGUGGCAUCGCCGCCUGAGCCACACUGAAGUGCACCCCGAGCACGGCUGCUCUCUCCUCACAGGUCCCAGCCAUCCCCACGUCCUGGGGCCAAGCCCUCAGCCCCUCUCAGCCCCUGUCCCCUCCCUGUGGGAUCCCGAGGCCCCUGCCUGUCCAUCCCCGAGCGUGGGGACACCACCCCUACCCUUGGUCCUCGGGCCUGCUCUCUUUGACCCCACAGAGGCCAGUCACAACAUGCGAGUCUCACUUGCCGGGUGGGCCUAAGCAGGGGUUUUAUUUUAUUUUAUUUUUAAAAUAUAUUUUUAUUGAUUUCAGAGAGGAAGGUAGAGGGAGAGACAGAAACAUCAAUGAUGAGAGAGAAUCAUUAACUGGCUGCCUCCUGCAUGCCCCCCA
Molecule: messenger RNA, 2723 nt
Organism: Myotis myotis
Lineage: Eukaryota; Metazoa; Chordata; Mammalia; Chiroptera; Vespertilionidae
Gene: CHRNA4
Product: cholinergic receptor nicotinic alpha 4 subunit
Exons: 3
Coding region: 807-2171 (454 amino acids)
Biological process (GO): chemical synaptic transmission; monoatomic ion transmembrane transport; regulation of membrane potential
Cellular component (GO): neuron projection; synapse; postsynaptic membrane
Molecular function (GO): acetylcholine-gated monoatomic cation-selective channel activity; transmembrane signaling receptor activity
Source: RefSeq, a predicted model, not a curated record